AUGGCCGUGUUGCUCGUAGCGGCCCUCUUGCACCUACCAGCUCGGAAGACGUGGGACACUAAGAACGAGGCGUCGACAUUCAAGAUGGCUAGACUCGAUAUCCCCGGAACUGCAUUCCUCAUUACCUUCAUAAUCUUCCUUCUCCUCUUCCUCGACACCGCAUCUCAAGCUACGGCGAGCUGGACAUCUCUCUCCUGGCUCCUGGGCAGCAUCCUGUCUUUCGCGUGCUUCAUAUCGAUGGAAGCCGGCAUAGCAACGCACACGAUGACACCGCUGCGCAUCCUCUUCGGUCCCGAAUUCCUCGGCGCAUUCCUCGCCCUCGACUUUGGCAAUGUCGCAUGGUAUGGCGCCCUUUUCUACAUCCCUCUGUUGUACCAGGCCGUCGGACACUAA
Thyridium curvatum is the source of this 393-nucleotide messenger RNA. RefSeq lists its product as uncharacterized. The coding region runs from base 1 to 393 and encodes 130 amino acids. The record is from RefSeq and is a predicted model, not a curated record. Gene Ontology annotation, cellular component: fungal-type vacuole membrane. Gene Ontology annotation, molecular function: basic amino acid transmembrane transporter activity. The transcript has a single exon. Gene Ontology annotation, biological process: basic amino acid transport; transmembrane transport. Lineage: Eukaryota; Fungi; Ascomycota; Sordariomycetes; Thyridiales; Thyridiaceae.